Messenger RNA from Esox lucius (northern pike), 3162 nucleotides. Its product is annotated as C-type mannose receptor 2. The transcript has 10 exons. NCBI's taxonomy places the organism in Eukaryota, Metazoa, Chordata, Actinopteri, Esociformes, Esocidae. The coding region runs from base 71 to 1813 and encodes 580 amino acids. The record is from RefSeq and is a predicted model, not a curated record.
GAAAAGGGCUGAGUUACACUUCUGAUGAAGAGACAGUAACUGCGAUAGUUACUCACUGAAGGGUGCAGCCAUGGACAAAACAAUGCGUUUGAUCACUAUUAUAUCAGGUCUGUUCAGCCUUUUCUCAUGUUGCUCUUGUCAGUAUCACUUUGUGAACAUGGCUAAGACCUGGUCUCAAGCUCAGCUUUACUGCAGACAGAACUACGGUGACCUGGUCACCAUAGGAGACCAGACAGGAAUGGACAAGCUCAUUAAUGCAUUACCUGCUGCUUGGAGUGGACCCGCCUGGAUUGGACUCUAUAACAUCAGCUGGACGUGGUCUCUGACUGACACACAGUUAGAGGGAAGUGGGUUCUGGGAUGUAGGACAACCGGAUAAUGUAAACGAUAAUGAUUUCUGUGUGUACAUGUCCAAUAAGAAAUGGAGUGAUGCCAACUGUGACCUACAACAACAUUUCGUCUGUUAUGACAAAAAGACCAACAGUUACAUCCUCGCCAGGGACCCCAUCAAUUAUAACAUCCUGUCCAUGAGUUGGACUCAGGCUAAGAUCUACUGUAGGACUCAAUACACAGACCUGGCCAUUGUGACAGAUGCAACACUUUCAGCAGUGCAAAAUGCCAUACUGCAACAGAGUUACGGCCAGGCAGGGUUGGUUGUGUGGAUCGGCCUGUAUAGAGAGUGGAGGUGGUCCGACAAGAGUGGCUCCCUCUUCAGAAACUGGGACUCAGGAAAGCCGAUCGGGGCAGGUCCUGGAAAACCACAGGGACAGUUCUGUGGUGAGGUUCAGUUCCCAUCUGGACGGUGGAGCGAUGACAACUGUGUUAACACACACCCAUUCAUCUGCACUGAUGCAACAACUGCAACAACCCAGAGUACAGGUCUGAGCAGCUUCCCCUCAUGCCUCUCUAAUCAAUAUGAGUUUGUCAACAUGGCUAAGACCUGGUCUCAAGCUCAGCUUUACUGCAGACAGAACUACGGUGACCUGGUGACCAUAGGAGACCAGACAGAGAUGGAUAAGCUCAUUAACGCAUUACCUGCUGGUUGGAGUGGACCAGCUUGGAUUGGGCUUUAUAACAUCAGCUGGACAUGGUCUCUGAAUGACACACAGUUAGAGGGAAGUGGGUUCUGGGAUGUAGGACAACCGGAUAAUGUAAACGAUAAUGAAUUCUGUGUGUACAUGUCCAAUAAGAAAUGGAGUGAUGCCAACUGUGACGGACAACAACAUUUUGUCUGUUAUGACGCAAAGACCAACAGUUACAUCCUCGCGAGGGACCCCAUCAAUUAUAACAUCCUGUCCAUGAGUUGGACUCAGGCUCAGAUCUACUGUAGGACUCAAUACACAGACCUGGCCACUGUGACAGAUGCAACACUUUCAGCAGUGCAAAAUGCCAUACUGCAACAGAGUUACGGCCAGGCAGGGUUGGUUGUGUGGAUCGGCCUGUUUAGAAAGUGGAGGUGGUCCGACCAGAGUGGCUCCCUCUUCAGAAAAUGGGACUCAGGCAAGCCGAUCGGGGCAGGUCCUGGAAAACCACAGGGACAGUUCUGUGGUGAGGUUCAGUUCCCAUCUGGACUGUGGAGCGAUGACAAGUGUGUUAACACACACCCAUUCAUCUGCAAGUGUGAUGCGACAAAGAAUUUACCAAAUGUAGUCCAAACAACUGAACUUUCUACUACCCAAUCCACAACCACAAAAUCUACUACAACGUCAACAACAAAACCAACUACUACCAAAUCCACAACAACAAAACCAACUACUACCAAAUCCACAACAAAAUCUACUUCUACCAAAUCCACAAUAAAAAAGUGCAACUGACAGUGAUCACUAGGUUAUUGUUUAUCACGCGUUUAAGUCAACAAUGGGAUUCCUUGCUUUGAACUUUGAGUGGUGUGACCGCGGUUUUGGGGUCAUGGAGAUAAAUAUUCCCAACGAUGUCAAGGGUUAAAAGGGUUCAUUUCCGGAGUCUUUUAGGUUGUGUCUGUUAGGGAGGGGUGGGGUAGCCUCCAGGAUGUUUAGUUUGAGUAAUAAAGUGUUUUAUGUACAUGUUUAAUACAUGCGUGUGUCAGGAAAUUGUUUGAGAUUAAGGGGCCUGGGUUUCUUGAGAUGUUGGGGGGUUCUGGGUUUCUCAGUGUAGGGAGGGGUGAUGAGCACUCAGAGAACGUUGCGUGUUAGAUUUUUUUAUUGAAUGUUUUUUCUCUGGUAUUGGUUGGUUGGAUGGCUGGUAAAAACAGAGUAUAUCUAAAAUAAUAUUCAAAUACCCUGUUCACAACCCAUAACAUACAAUGCUCAUUCCGGUUUUGGUCAGCAAUGUAAACUCUAACAUUGAUUGAUCCAGCAAAAGGUGUUCAAUUGGUUAUAGGCUAUUCCUAUUUCCUAUUAUUCCUAUUAUUUGUUUUCUAAUGCCUAUUAAUAUCAAAGUAAUCUAAAAGCCUUCAGUAUUCACAUUACAUUACUGGGUUUGAGUAAUAAAACAUUUACAUUACGGAUUACAAAUGUGGACAGGUAACUUGUAACUGAAAUGGAUUACAUUUAAAAAGUAACCUACCCAACCCUGGAUAUCAAUGACUGGGAACAGACCCGAAGAUUAAGAAAAUCUGUCUCCAACUCAGGCAUACUGUGCCUAAAAUAUGCAGAAAAUGUUUCUCCUUAAACCCUUAAGGCUUAAAUGAUAUAGUCAUUGUUGUGUUUAACUGAUAUAACUAUUGUGGUGUAUAACUGAUAUAAUGGGUAAUUGUUUAUGUAUGUUGUUUGAGAAAAUAUAUUUCUUUUGAGAAAUGUAACGGACCUUAUGAUGCAAAUUAUUGAAAGGAAAGUGAAUGACACAUCCAAAACUUUUGUUAAUGCUGAACGUUUGAAAAGAAUGGAAGAAAUCUUGGAUCAUGCUAUGGCUUAGAAAUGGGAAGAAUUGAUAUUGCACGGUGUAGAGGGGCGACUACAAAUAUUAUUAUCUAAGGUUUUACGUUUUUGUCUUUGAACCAUCAGUGACAUAACGUCUAUCAUUUAAGUUGUUUGUAUGCUUACAUCGAUGUGUGUGUUUUACAAAUACACAAUCAUAGGCCUGUAACUGAAAUAUUCAAUCUCAUGAAUUAUAUAACUGAGAAAGCUGAUUUUAAACUCAUGAUUGAUCUUGUGAAUCUUGUUAAAUAAAAUGGAAAUAUAUCCUC